This is a messenger RNA of Eimeria maxima, 969 nucleotides long. RefSeq names its product sedoheptulose-1,7 bisphosphatase, putative. Bases 1 to 969 code for a protein of 322 amino acids. The record is from RefSeq and is a predicted model, not a curated record. Gene Ontology annotation, cellular component: cytoplasm. Gene Ontology annotation, biological process: sucrose biosynthetic process; fructose metabolic process; gluconeogenesis. The transcript has 6 exons. Lineage: Eukaryota; Apicomplexa; Conoidasida; Eucoccidiorida; Eimeriidae. Gene Ontology annotation, molecular function: fructose 1,6-bisphosphate 1-phosphatase activity.
AUGGCGAGCAGAACGGCUGAUUUUUCUGGUUUGACGCUUGAGCAACUCCUGGACAAGUUGUCCACUAGUGCCGACUUAAGGUCCGCCCUCCCGACGCUCUUCAAAGAAUGCGGCCGCAUAAGCAAAGCCCUCCGCAACACGAAAGUCACAAAGUCAGGCACCAGCAACAGUUUCGGGGACGAACAGCUCUCCGUGGAUCUCCUGGCUGAGCGUCACCUGAGGAACUGGGCAAAGGCGUGCCCAUCGGUAAAGGCCAUCAGUAGUGAGGAAGAAACAAAUCUGGAGGAAGUUAAUCCCGGGGGUUCCCUUGUGGUCUGCUGGGACCCGCUGGAUGGGAGCAGCAUUAUUGACUGCAACUGGAGCGUCGCAUCGAUCUUUGGAAUUUGGCAGAUUGGGGAAAAAGGGUUACAGUGGAAUGGGCCAAACACACUUAUCGGCGCCACAGGCCGUCAGCUGGUCGCGGCGCUUCUGGUUAUCUAUGGACCACGGACGACAGCCCUUCUUGCUGUUGAUGGCUCAACGUUUGACCUUCAGCUGGAUGCAGACGAUGGGGAUCCUGUGGUCCUGAGGGGCCCUUGCAGCAUCCGGAAGGAAGGAGCCAAGAUCUUUUCCCCUGCAAACCUCAGAGCUGCCCAGGAUCUUCCGGCAUACAACAAAAUGGUGCAGCAGUGGAUGGAGAAGAGAUACACACUCAGAUACACAGGGGGGCUUGGUCCCGACGUCUAUCAAUUGUUUGUAAAGGGUCACGGGGUCUUCUGCAACCCCGCGAGCAGCGGGGCACCAGCGAAGCUCCGCCUUGCGUAUGAAGUGGCCCCGAUUGCUUAUCUAGUAGAAGCGGCAGGGGGGCGUUCAAGCAAUGGAAAGUGCUCUGCUCUCGAUGUAGCCCUCGAAAAAAUGGACCACCGCACAGCUUUCUGCUGCGGCACCGAAGGAGAGGUCACUAAUUUUGAAGCAGCGUUACGUUCGUGA